Molecule: messenger RNA, 1599 nt
Organism: Cavia porcellus (domestic guinea pig)
Lineage: Eukaryota; Metazoa; Chordata; Mammalia; Rodentia; Caviidae
Product: potassium voltage-gated channel subfamily H member 6-like
Biological process (GO): potassium ion transmembrane transport; regulation of ventricular cardiac muscle cell membrane repolarization; regulation of heart rate by cardiac conduction
Cellular component (GO): plasma membrane
Molecular function (GO): inward rectifier potassium channel activity
Source: RefSeq, a predicted model, not a curated record
AUGCCUGUACACAGAGGCCAUGUUGCACCCCAAAACACUUACAUGGACACCAUCAUCCGCAAGUUCAAAGGCCUGAGUCGUAAGUUUCUGAUAGCCAAUGCUCAGAUGGAGAACUGUGCCAUCAUUUACUGCAAUGAUGGCUUCUGUGAGCUCUUCGGCUAUUCCCGAGUGGAGGUGAUGCAGCGAGCGUGCACCUGCGACUUCCUCACAGGCCCCAACAUGAGUAGUACUGUGUCCCACCUGGCACAGGCCCUGCUGGGGGCUGAGGAACACACAGUGGACAUCCUGUACUACCGAAAGGAUGCCUCCAGCUUCAGAUGCUUAGUGAAUAUGUUGCCUGUGAAGAAUCAGGAUGGGGCUGUCAUCACGUUGAUCCUCAGCUUUGAGGACCUGGCCCAGCUAUUGGCCAAGAACAGCAGUCCCAACCUGACCCAGCACCUGCUGUCCGAAAACUUUCUGGGCUCUGGUGAGCAAGUGAGGAGAGGUGAACAGGGGCCUGGCCCAGGCAGGCACAAGUACAGAACUGUCAGCCAGAUCCCACAGUUCACAUUCAACCUCAUGGAGUUCAACCUUGAGAAGCACCGCUCCAGUUCCACCACAGAGAUCGAAUUCAUUGCGCCACACAAGGUGGUACAGUGAACACAGAACGUCACUGAGAAGGUCACCCAGGUCCUGUCUCUGGAUGCACAUGUGCUGCCAGAGUACAAGCUGCAGGCCCCACACAUCCACCGUGGGACCAUCCUGCCCUGCAGCCCCUUCAAGGCUGUGUGGGACUGGCUCAUUCUGCUUCUGGUCAUCCACACAGCUGUCUUCACUCCCUACGCGGCUGCCUUCCUGCUCAGUGACCAGGAUGAGUCACAGCGGGCCUGUGGCUACACCUGCAGUCCGCUCACCAUGGUGGACCUCAUGUUUGUCGUGGACAUUGUCAUCAAUUUCCGUACUAUCUAUGUCAACUCCAGUGAUGAGGUAGUCAGCCACCCCCGCCGCAUUGCUGUCCACUACUUCAAGGGCUGGUUCCUCAUCGACAUGGUGGCUGCUAUCCCCUUUGACCUGCUCAUCUUCUGCACUGGAUCAGAUGAGGGGAGAAGCAGUAGGAAAGAAAUGGGGCUCCCACUGGCCAUGCACGUGCUGCGGGCAGAAGCAAUAAGGAAUAAAUGUACACUGGCGGAGGCCCUGCCGGCCAGGGAGAAGAGCAAGGAAGCUGUGCAGCCUCCCUGUGUGCCAGCAGCAGCACUGCUGGUGUGGGAGAAACAGCAAGGACGCCGCCUUCCUCCUCCCUCUCCCCCAGCCACCUCUGAGCAACCAGACAGACAGAGGCUGAAUCACCCCUUGCUGCCAUCGGUCACCCACGAUGUGGUCGCCAAAGCAAGGACUAAGGGCUGCUGUCGUGCCUCCGGGUGGCGCACUUGCCUGGUGGGCGUGAAGCCCGAAGUUCAACGCCCAGUGCCGCAAAAAGAACGGAGAAGGUUCACCAGCCCCGCGGGCGCAGGGGACCCGGCCGUCUGCAGGUUUCCAUGGGAGCGGGUCACAGGGCACCUGCAGCGUGCCGGGUGCAUAGAGGGCACCGUGCGAGCUCCCCGAGAGGCCGCGGUUCUGUAG